AUGUCCAUGAAUAGGAGUGCCUGCGUAGAGCAAAAACUUGGAGAGCUAGCAGAAUCAAUUCAAAAUUUUAAGAAAGUUCUCGAAUUUGAUGAAAAAGUUUUAAAGUUGAGCAAGAAUUUUAAAUGUGCAUACAAGUGUCUGGGAGAUUGUUUCUCUCUACUCUAUCACUUUCCACCAACUCAUAUUAGGAUAAAACUACCAAGAAGUUUUACAUCACGUGAUGGUGAUGACGACGACGACGAUGGUGGUGGUGGUGUCGAAGUCACUGAAGAAGCUGGCUUGUACACUGAUGAUAAGCUGUUCUUGCUGGAGCUAGCUGAGAGGUGUUACUGCAGUUGUUUAAAGUUAAAUUCUGAAGCUUCUGACGUCUGGUACAGCUUGGCCUGUAGUUAUUAUUAUCAGAACGCUGGGGCAUGGUCGAACCUUGGCUUUCUCUAUCUCAUUAAUGACAAAAUUGAGCUUGCCCAUGAAGCAUUUAAGAAUGCUCAGUCCAUUGAGCCGUCGUUUGCCAACAGCUGGAUUGGACAAGCCCUGAUAGCAGAGAGGCUAAAAGACAAUUUAACCGUCAGUCAUUUGGAAUCCAUGGAUUUAUUCAGGCAUUCGGUUCAGAUAGAUAAUCAUCCUGAAGCCGCCCUAAGCUAUGCUCAUUGGGUUUGCUCAACAUUGGAUGAGUGUAACAACAUCAACAACAAUAAUAAUAAUAAUCAUAAUAAUAAUAAUAACAUAGAUACAAAAUGGCUUCUGUAUACAUUCGAGCAUCUGAAAGCUGUCGAUGCUGCCCUUGAUUCUAUGACAAAAUAUUUAGAGGAGAGGCCAGAUGAUUAUGUUGGUUGGAAUUAUUUUGGACUUCUGUGCGAGAGGAAGAAUCUAUUGAUCACCUCAUGUAAAGCCUUUGAGAGGAGUCUGGAGAUGAUGAACGAGAGAGAUGUUGAUGACGGAGGAGAGAGUGUGAGAAUUGUCAGAACUAAUUAUGCCAGGCUUCUGUGCAAAACAGGCCAGUUCGAAUUAUCUCUACAACAUUAUAACGGUCUCAAGGACGCGAAGCAACAGCGAGAACAACGUCAUAAUAAUGGUGAAGCUGCUGCUUCUGCUGUCGACGACGACAGACACGCCAUUGUGACGUUAUGUCUGCAUGCUUUAUGCCUCUACAAGAAUGGCCAAUACGAUGAAGCUAUGAUUGAAUACCUGAGGGCCAAAGAACUGGUGAAAGAUUUAAGGAUGGAGGAUUUGAUUAGCGUGGCAAUGGGCAUCGUUUGUUAUGCCAUGGGAGACAAUGACCAUUCGCAGCAUUUUUUAUUGGCGAGUAUUGGCGCCAAAAGGAUUCCAUCUAUAGAGAAUUUACGAUCGCUAUUAUGUUUGAGUGUUCUGAUUGGCCAGCCAAUCCUGACGAAGGCCGUUCUUUCUGAAAUGUCAAAGUUCAAAGGUCAGAUCGUUGCCGACGCUACGCUCUGCUGGCUGCUGUGUGAAGCUACUGUUGUAGUUAAUAAAUCUCAAGAUGAAGGUCGUCUUCCUUUCGUCUGUGACCUCCUGCGUGCCAUUCACCUUCAUCCGGAAAAAUCAGAGGGCUGGGCUAGGUCGGCCAUGUUUCUUUUACAAGGUCACAUGACUGAUGACGUAAUGAGGAAUGUGCAGAGAUUCUGUGAGGUUGCCCUAAGUAACGGCGACAAAAAUUACAGCAUGGUGGCGCUGCAGUGUUUGGUGAUGACGUCAUUGUUAAAACCAUCGAAAAACAACAAAUUAACAUCAUCGUCGUCGUCGGCAACAAAAACAUCAACAACAUCGUCAUCUUUCUCCCUCUCUUCAUUUCGCCUAGCUCAAAAGCUAGUACACAUGUAUCCGGCAGAUAGCAUUACAAACUGGAGUCUGCUAAUGCAUUCUUGCCAGAAACAACUAAACAACAACAACAACAACGUAAACAACAACAACAACAAAGUAAACAACGACGAUGACGUCAUUGGAAAUGAUGGUGGUCAGUGGCUAAAGUCGUUCCUCGAACGACACACCGACCACUUAAUAGCGCUUGUGGAAAGUGUGUUAAAGAUUGAUAAAAGUGAUAAACUAUUAAGCAAACUGCACGUAUGGCUGUCAAGAGUUCAUAUUAUCGCUACCUUACUCAAAAAUGACGUCACCCAGGCCAAAAAACUUUUAAAUAAUGCUCUGUGGUUAUAUGAAGAUGACGAGUUUUUACAAAAGUUAAACGAGCGGCUAUAAUUUUUUGGGUGAGAUUGUGAUGUUCAGUGAGAAAUUAGGUUAUAAUGAGGAUGAUGAAGACGAUAACAAAGACAAUGAUGAUGAUGAUGAAAAUGACGAUGAAGAUGAGAGUGAUGCUACUGUAGUCGGUGACGAUGGUGAUGUAAGCAUAUCAUCAUGGGCUAUCUGCAGUUCAUUUAUUACAGUUUAAAUUAAUUGAUUAAUUGAACUCAUUAAUUUUUAUUUAUUCCUUGCAAAAAUAUUGGAAGGCAAGAAGAUUGAAUUGAAUUUGUGCUUUAUGAUUUUGCUAUUUUCAGCUAUAGUUUCAUUUUAAUGAUUCUUACAAUGUACAUUGUCGGAGAAAUAAAAUAAAAAAAUGGUAU
Molecule: messenger RNA, 2573 nt
Organism: Helobdella robusta
Lineage: Eukaryota; Metazoa; Annelida; Clitellata; Rhynchobdellida; Glossiphoniidae
Exons: 18
Coding region: 1-2211 (736 amino acids)
Cellular component (GO): Ski complex
Molecular function (GO): protein binding
Source: RefSeq, a predicted model, not a curated record